Molecule: messenger RNA, 3118 nt
Organism: Varanus komodoensis (Komodo dragon)
Lineage: Eukaryota; Metazoa; Chordata; Lepidosauria; Squamata; Varanidae
Gene: TMEM63C
Product: transmembrane protein 63C
Exons: 25
Coding region: 430-2922 (830 amino acids)
Cellular component (GO): plasma membrane
Molecular function (GO): calcium-activated cation channel activity
Source: RefSeq, a predicted model, not a curated record
CCUCCUUUUCGAAAGUCUUCGGACGCGGAGUUAGCCAUUUGCAGACGAUCCCUUUUCAGUUCAGGGGGUUCCCUUGCAUAGUGCCGAUGGAGCAAAAAAGCAAGAUCUGCGUUGCCCUUCGACUCGCUCAGGGGCCUUUGGGCACAGCUGCUGCCUCACAGCAUGAAUAGGCUUCAAAACUGAUUCUUGGAACUUUACUGGGACUCACCGCGAUAGAGGGAGAAAGAGAGAGAUUCAAGCAUCCACUCCCACCUUCUGGUUGCUCUCAGUUACUUUGCAGACUGUGUUUGGGAUCAUCUGACUGUCUUCAUCAGUGUCUCAUGCUGUCUGCACAACAAUGGCAAAGGUUGAUCCUGGCAUCUGUAAUGGAGUCUAAAUUGGGGAAUGACACUUCUCAGAGAAAAACUCCCUAGGAGACCAUAAGCAUAGAUGGACAACAUGCUUGUGGAAGAGCCUUCAUCAAGCGAAGGAGGCACCCUCUCCCUGAACGAACUCAUGUUUCUGGAUGUCCUGACCAACAACACAGAGGAGCAGUGCUUCAGCGCCCAAGCCCGCAGCACCGUCCUGCAAGGGCUGCCGUUUGGAGGUGUGCCCACAGUGCUUGCCCUCAACUUCAUCCUCUGGCUGUUUCUUCUUUUGGUCUUCUCCUGCCUUCGGAAAGCAGCUUGGGACUAUGGGCGCCUGGCCCUGUUGAUGGAUAAUGACAGCCUGACAUCACUUUUCUAUGGAGAGCAAAGUGAAAAAGAAAAAUCCCCAUCGGAGACCAGCCCACUGGAUGCUGAAAACAAAGAUGUGGGCUUCUGCUCCUGGCUCCUUUCCGUCUACCAGAUGAAAGAUGAGGAAAUUCAAAGCAAAUGCGGAAUUGAUGCCACCACCUACCUCUCCUUCCAGAGGCAUAUACUGGUGCUGCUUAUGAUCAUCUGCGUGCUCUCAGUGGCUGUCAUCCUCCCCGUCAACUUCUCUGGCGACCUUCUGGGAAAGAACCCAGCUACCUUUGGCCGAACCACAGUCGCAAAUGUCCCCAAAGAUGACCGUCUUUUGUGGUUACACAGUAUCUUUGCUCUCCUUUAUUUCAUCAUCACUGUCCUGUGCAUGGCUCAUCACUCCAUCCAACUUGAAUACAAGGAGAAUGAAAAGGUAGCCCGGACAUUGAUGGUAACUGGGAUUCCCAAGGAGAUCACAGAUCCCUCCCUUGUUGUCAAGCACUUUCAUGAGGCUUACCCGAGCUGCACAGUGACUGGUAUCCAGUUUUGCUCUGAUGUCCGCAAACUGAUGAAGCUUGAUUCAGAAAGGCGCAAGGCCAUGAAGGGGAGGCUUUACUUCACCACCAAGGCUCAAAAGGAGGGGAAGAUCAUGAUCAAGAUCCACCCCUGCUCCCGCAUCUUCUGUUGCCAUUUUUGUGGCUUUGAGGAGGUGGAUGCUGAGCAAUACUAUGGGGAGCUGGAAGAGAAGCUGACAGAUGAAUUUAAUGCUGAACGUGGCCGGAUUGCUCUCAAGCGCCUCGACAUGGCUUUUGUCACCUUCCAAGAUGAAAGAAUGACAGCCACUAUUUUGAAGGAUUACAGCCGCAUCCGCUGCCACAAGCAUCCCCAACAGUCAUCCGUGACGACAGUGGUGAAAUCCCAUUGCUGGGGAGUCAGCUAUGCCCCCGCCCCAAAUGACAUCAUCUGGGAGAAUUUAUCUGUCCGUGGUGCUGUGUGGUGGGUCCGAUUUAUCCUGCUCAACAUCUGCCUCUUCCUCCUCCUCUUCUUCCUCACCACACCUGCCAUCAUUGUCAACACCAUGGACAUGUUCAAUGUGACGCGGCCCGUGGAGACCCUCAAGAACCCGAUUGUCACUCAGUUCUUUCCCACACUGCUGCUCUGGGCCUUCUCUGUGUUCCUUCCGUUCAUUGUGUAUUACUCAGCUUUCUUUGAGUCACACUGGACAAGGUCAACUGAAAAUCAGAUCACAAUGCACAAGUGUUACUUUUUCUUGGUAUUUAUGGUUAUCAUCUUGCCCUCUCUUGGACUGACCAGUUUGGAUCUUUUCUUCCGCUGGCUCUUUGACACCCACUUUGUGGAUCAGGCAGAGAUAAAGUUUCAGUGUGUUUUCCUCCCCGAUAAUGGUGCUUUCUUUGUCAACUACGUUGUCACCUCCAGCCUGAUUGGGACAGCCAUGGAGCUGCUGCGCAUCCCUGGCCUCAUUGUCUAUGCCACACAGCUCUGCUUUGCCAAAUCUGAACCGGAGCGACUCCACAUCAAGAGGAGCCAAGCUUAUGAGUUCCAGUUUGGAUUGGAGUAUGCCUGGACUUGCUGCAUAUUCGCUGUUGUCAUGACCUAUAGCAUCACAUGCCCCAUUAUCGUCCCCUUUGGCUUGCUCUAUAUGCUGCUGAAGCACAUGGUUGACCGGUAUAAUAUUUACUAUGUGUAUAUUCCCACCAAGCUAAACCAACGCAUCCACUCGGCAGCCAUAAGCCAGGUAGUGGUGGCUCCCAUCCUCUGCAUGUUCUGGCUGCUCUUCUUCUCCAUUCUCCGCCUAGGCUCCAUCCACCCCAUCACCAUCUUCACCUGUGUAGUCCUUCUCUGUUGCAUCCUUUCUUCCUUCUUCAGCCUGUGCUUGAAGAAGCUGCAGCCAAGGCAGCCUUCCAGUUACCAGAUGUCUGAGCAAUCUGAAGGCACUUUCAAUGAUGCAGAAAGGAGCAGCAUCUCUUCAACUCCCAAUUCAAAUAUGUUUGUGGCCACCGUGCUUCAGGAGUCAGAACUGAGCCUGACACCAGCAGCAUCCCCAGCUCAUCAGUCCUAUGGCACUAUGGGCAGCCGUCUGGAGCAAGUGGAGAAUGUGGAAGAGGGGAUGCUGCAGAGCUUUGAAACAGAGCUGGAAAGCACGGAGGGUGAAUUCAGAACUGGGCCUGUGCUGGACAACCAAACCCGCUACCGUUGACCGUGCCCCACCAGAGCAAUGACAGACAGACGGGAACAUUUAGAGUAUUAAGUGUGCCAGAGGGAAAGCAUCGUGUCCCAAGGCCUAGAUUGUUCCGACUGCCAUAUCCGUCCCGCUACAAGCCAGACUUGGGCAAAGCUCCAGGCUUGUGUAACAAGAUCUGAAACGGUCAGGUGGGCGCACAGUGUGCCCUUCG